AUCACUCUUUCCAUCCAACAGAUCUCGCUAAAAUAAGAGGCAGAGAGAAUCGCACUUUCUGCUUGCCACAAGGAGUAAGGGGUUUGAAUGCAUCAUUUUAAAAGUAGGAGGUGUAAAGUGUAAUUUUACCCACAUUAAAGUCGUCAAACGAGAAACCACUCUUCUCUGUCAAAGUGUGUUCGGUAAGAAAAGAGUUAAAUACUGGAAGCACGAGCGCACCGCUCUCUUCUCUGCUGCUUCUCGCUCUCUCCAAUGACCAUUCCGAGACUGCUUCUCCUCUCUCUCUUCCUAACCCUAGUUCUCGGAAAAAUUGCAGCGGAUGCGGGGAUUAGUGACGACGAAGCCCCAAAGCCGGUGCUAUCGCAGUCGUCCCUGGAGAUCGAGCUUGAGCAACUCAAAUCCAAGAUCUCCUCUCUAGAAUCCAGCAUUGCUGAGAAGACAGGUGAAUUGAAAAGCAAAGAUGAGAACAUCAAGCAGAUGGAAAAUAUCCUUCAGGAGAAGUCGGCGACCAUUGCAUUAUUACAGAGUGAUGUACAAGCACGUGAGCAAAAAGGAUCUGUAGAUGUAAAAGAGCAGUUGGGUAGGGCUCAUGCACGGGUUGGUGAACUAGAGAACCAGGUUGACAGUCUUAGAAAAGAAUUAGAAACGCAAACCAAGGAAAGAGAUGCUGUGGAAGCCCGGUUAAAUGUAGCUGAGAAAAAAGUUUUGGACUUGAACUUGAAACUGGAAAGCCUUAAGAAGAUUAAUGACGAACAGAAAAGCAGAAUUCGUAAAACUGAACGUGCUCUUCAAGCUGCAGAGGAAGAAAUGGUGAAAGCUAGGUUGGAGGCAACCACAGUCGCAAAAGAUUUGACUGAGGUUCGACAAGCAUGGAUUCCACAUUGGCUUGCAACUCAUUUGGUGGACUGCCAGUCCUUCAUAGUGACUCAUUGGAAGGAGACUGGAAGGCCCAUCUUGGAUUCGACUUUUCAAGAGGCACUGCAAAAGAAAGAUCAAUUAAGAAAGUGGGCCGAACCCCACGUUGAAACAGUGAAAACUACAUGGAUCCCAAUUAUGAAGGACCAGUGGGUGGGAUUUGUUACUCAAAUUAGGCCACAUGUUGAAUCUCUAACUGCAAAAACAAUUGAGCUUUAUCAUACAUCCAAGGAUUCUAUACAGCCCCAUGUUGUCAAAAUACAGGAGAUGGUGGAUCCACAUUAUCAGGAAGUGAAGAAAAUCACCAAGCCAUACAUUGACCAAGUCGCAACUGUGGCAAAACCUCAUGUGGAGAAAACACGUGUUUUCUUGAAACCGUACACCAAGAGUCUAGUUCGUACUUAUAAGAAGUUUGUUAAAGCUGCUACUAUGUACCAUCGUCAGGUCCAAGCUACAAUAAGUGAAAAGCUCAGGAAUCAUGAGCUUACGAAAGCACUUGCAACUGAUGAGCUGGUUUGGUUUGUGGCAUCUGCUUUGAUGGCUGUACCCGUGAUUGUUCUUUUCAAAGUGGUUUCAGCCAUUUUUUGUAAAAAGUCCAGAAAGCAAACUCGGAAUCCAAGCCAUACGCGUCGCCGAACUAAACGGGUACAUCCAGACAAGUGAAGUUCUUGGAACUGUGUGGUCAAAAUUCAAGGACUCUGUGAAGUAUUCCUCUCUUGAAGUAGACAGAUAUCCUCUCCGUGAGGUGGACAACGCGUUUUGGUCACGAAGGAAAAAGGGUUGGAAGUUCUUUGGCAAAAGACUAUCACGCUUGAUAAAUUUAUGAACUGGUUUAUGUUAUAGGAUCAAUCUUGAUGUCUGUGGUGUUGUUUUCCAUUUUUGUCCAUCUUUUGUUUUUUCAUCCAUCACGAUUGGAUGAAUUAUCCAUACAUGGGCUUUCAAGUUAUUCGAUUUUACCAA
This is a messenger RNA of Rhododendron vialii, 1875 nucleotides long. RefSeq lists its product as uncharacterized. Lineage: Eukaryota; Viridiplantae; Streptophyta; Magnoliopsida; Ericales; Ericaceae. The transcript has 15 exons. The record is from RefSeq and is a predicted model, not a curated record. The coding region runs from base 253 to 1578 and encodes 441 amino acids.